AUGGAUGAUUUGUACACAAUGAAAGGGAGAUCAAGAAGAAGAACUAAAAAGAUGAGAAAUCUUCAUUUCUACCGUGUUGAGCUAUUUUACUCUGUCAUUGAUAUGCAGUUUCAAGAACUUAAUAAUCGUUUUGAUGAAGUGAAUACAAAUUUGCUUUUAUGUAUGAUAUAUCUUGAUCCCGAAUACUUAUUCUCUGCAUUUGAUGUGAGCAAAUUGAUUGAACUUGCAAAAUUUUAUCCAUAUGAAUUUCUCCAGAAUUUUGGAGCUCUUGUUAAAAAUGUGGUAGCUACAAAAAAGCAUAUUGUAUUUCCCUUGGUGUAUAUGUUUGUUAAAUUGUCAUUGCUCUUACCAGUUGCUAAAGCCACAUUUGAAAAAAUGUUGGGCUAUUUCUUGUAUGCGUCAGGUGACCUCCUGUUCGUGUGGAAUGAAAGGGUGUUGGUCAUGGAAUUUAUGGAUAUCCAGGUGCUUGGGUUCUUAUGGAAUAAACUGUAA
Messenger RNA from Manihot esculenta (cassava), 492 nucleotides. RefSeq lists its product as uncharacterized. Bases 1 to 492 code for a protein of 163 amino acids. The record is from RefSeq and is a predicted model, not a curated record. NCBI's taxonomy places the organism in Eukaryota, Viridiplantae, Streptophyta, Magnoliopsida, Malpighiales, Euphorbiaceae. The transcript has 3 exons.